AUGUCUCAACAAUUGGAUAACCUUCGGGCUGCCUAUCACGUCUUGAAGGAGCGAGUCAACCGGGCCCUUCGCACUCAAUUAGGCGAUGUUGGGCAUCUUGGAGAGCAGCGGGACCAGGUGCUUUCCUUCGUAGCUGCUGCGGAAGCGCAUCAACUAGCUUUCCCUCUGGUAGAGUUUGCGACGCUUCGCCGGAGCGCAGGGGCGAUGUUAGAGGCGCUGGACCUUGCCUGUCAUCGGAGCUCAGACCCCCUGCAAGAAGACCCCCUUGUUGUCGCUCAUCGUUAUCAUACAGGCAAACGCGGACGUCCUCGUGUCGAGAUUGACAGACUGUUCCUUGAGCAGGCUCUUGCAUUGCGGGGGAACUCCGCAAUCGCACUAGUCACUGGUUGUUCUGCACGCACGGUUCGCAGGAGAGCGCUGGAGCACAAUCUUGUCCUACCAGGUGCCCCUGUCUACACCGAUAGGAUAGCUGCGAAUGGCACCAUCUCUCGUACCUACCGCUCAUCCACUGCACCUACCUCUCAGCUCACGGACGACGAGCUUGACACCUUCAUUGCCGCAGUACUGGACGUGUUCCCGGACUUUGGCAGGCGUAUGCUCGAUGGUCGCCUCAAGGCUUCCGGUCAUAACGUCCCUCGCCUACGCAUUGCUGGAUCCUAUAUUAGAGUUCACGGAGCUCCCGGAAUGUUCGGUAAUCGCACCAUUCAUCGCAAAGUCUACAAGGUUGCCGGAGCAAACUCAUUGUGGCAUCAUGAUGGCCAACAUGGUCUCAUCCGCUUCAAAAUUGUCAUCCAUUGCUUUAUCGAUGGUAAAUCUCGUCUCAUUACCGGCAUCAGGGCGAGCAACAACAACCGUUCGAACACAGUACUGGACUUAUUCCUUGACAGUCUACAUGUUCAUGGCACACCCAGCAGAGUCAGAGGAGACCAUGGGACGGAAAACGUCCUGGUUGCAGAGUGGAUGGAGGUCAAUAAGGGGUCUGGCCGUGGAUCAUACAUUUGGGGAAGUGUCCAUAACACACGGAUCGAACGUCUUUGGUAUGAUGUCACGCAUGGAUUUGGGCAGAAAUGGAAGAACUUUUUCCUGGACCUGGAGGUCAACCACGGCUUUAACCGUCGACUUGCUGCGCAUAUCUGGCUUCUGCACUAUCUCUUUCUGGACGCUAUCAAUGACGAUGCACAGGAGUGGGCUCAUGCAUGGAAUUCUCACCGCCUUCAGAUCAGAGGAGAACGCUCGCGCAGUCCGCGUGACAUCUUUCUGUUCAGUAUGGUGCAGGACGGGCCGCGUGGACUGUCUCGGGUGCGCAAUGCAGUCAAUGAGGUAGUAGAUGACCCAUCCUUAACCCACAAGAUUGGGAGGAUGAUAAUCCCUUCCGCGUCGGUCCCGCGACUUUAUCUCAUGUCCCUUGCGAUCCCCCAGAUUGUCCAUUCACUCAGGUGCAAAUCUUUGCUCUUGAUGCUCGCCUUGCCACUCUUGUUGACGUACACUCUCGCAACAUGGCUGUGCGCCGUCUUGUCUGGCAGAAUGCCCUCAUCGUUUGUACGGAGCUGUGGUCAUCUUGAACAUAGACUACUUACUACAUUUCAUAUUUUUACCGGUUUCUGA
Sparassis crispa is the source of this 1605-nucleotide messenger RNA. RefSeq lists its product with no specific name. The record is from RefSeq and is a predicted model, not a curated record. The transcript has 5 exons. The coding region runs from base 1 to 1605 and encodes 534 amino acids. NCBI's taxonomy places the organism in Eukaryota, Fungi, Basidiomycota, Agaricomycetes, Polyporales, Sparassidaceae.